AUGACAAACCAGGAGAAAUGGGCCCACCUCAGCCCCUCAGAAUUUUCCCAACUUCAGAAAUAUGCUGAAUAUUCUACAAAGAAAUUAAAGGACGUUCUUGAAGAAUUCCAUGGUAAUGGCGUGCUUGCAAAGUAUAAUCCUGAAGGGAAACAAGACAUUCUUAACCAAACCAUAGAUUUUGAAGGCUUCAAGCUGUUCAUGAAGACCUUUUUGGAAGCUGAACUCCCUGAUGAUUUCACUACACACCUUUUCAUGUCAUUCAGCAACAAAUUUCCCCAUUCCAGCCCAAAUGUAAAGAGCAAGCCUGCUCUCCUUUCAGGUGGUCUGAGAAUGAAUAAGGGUGCCAUCACCCCUCCUCGUUCUUCUCCAGCUAAUACAUGCUCUCCAGAAGUGAUCCACCUCAAGGACAUUGUCUGCUAUCUGUCUCUCCUUGAAAGAGGAAGACCUGAGGAUAAACUUGAGUUUAUGUUUCGCCUUUAUGACACAGAUGGAAAUGGCUUCCUGGACAGCUCGGAAUUGGAAAAUAUCAUCAGCCAGAUGAUGCACGUUGCAGAGUACCUUGAAUGGGAUGUCACUGAACUUAACCCGAUCCUCCAUGAAAUGAUGGAAGAAAUUGACUAUGACCGUGAUGGCACUGUGUCUCUGGAGGAGUGGAUUCAAGGAGGAAUGACGACUAUUCCACUUCUUGUCCUGCUGGGCUUGGAAAAUAAUGUGAAGGAUGAUGGACAGCAUGUGUGGCGACUCAAACACUUUAACAAGCCUGCCUACUGCAAUCUCUGCCUGAACAUGCUGAUUGGCGUGGGGAAGCAGGGCCUCUGCUGCUCCUUCUGCAAGUACACAGUCCAUGAGCGCUGUGUGGCCAGAGCCCCUCCCUCCUGCAUCAAGACCUAUGUCAAGUCAAAGAAGAACACGGAUGUCAUGCACCAUUAUUGGGUUGAAGGCAACUGCCCAACCAAGUGUGAUAAGUGCCACAAAACAGUUAAAUGUUACCAGGGCCUGACGGGGCUGCACUGUGUUUGGUGUCAGACCACACUGCACAAUAAAUGUGCUUCACAUUUGAAGCCUGAAUGUGACUGUGGACCUCUGAAGGACCAUAUUUUGCCACCCACCACAAUCUGUCCAGUGGUAUUGCAGACUAUGCCCACUGCAGGAGUUUCAGUUCCUGAGGAAAGACAAUCAACAGCUAAAAAGGAAAAGGGCAGCUCCCAGCAGCCAAAUAAAAUGACAGACAAGAACAAAAUGCAAAGAGCUAACUCUGUUACUAUGGACGGACAAGGUUUGCAGAUCACUCCUGUUCCUGGUACACAUCCACUUCUAGUUUUCGUUAACCCCAAAAGUGGGGGAAAGCAAGGAGAACGAAUUUACAGAAAAUUCCAGUAUUUACUAAAUCCUCGUCAGGUUUACAGUCUCUCUGGAAAUGGACCAAUGCCAGGGUUACACUUUUUCCGGGAUGUCCCUGACUUCAGAGUGUUAGCAUGCGGUGGAGAUGGGACUGUGGGCUGGAUUUUGGAUUGCAUAGAAAAGGCCAAUGUAGUCAAGCACCCUCCAGUUGCUAUUCUGCCUCUUGGGACUGGCAAUGACCUAGCAAGAUGCCUGCGGUGGGGUGGAG
Cricetulus griseus (Chinese hamster) is the source of this 1609-nucleotide messenger RNA. The record is from RefSeq and is a predicted model, not a curated record. NCBI's taxonomy places the organism in Eukaryota, Metazoa, Chordata, Mammalia, Rodentia, Cricetidae.